Dichotomopilus funicola is the source of this 3603-nucleotide messenger RNA. RefSeq lists its product as uncharacterized. Bases 1 to 3603 code for a protein of 1200 amino acids. NCBI's taxonomy places the organism in Eukaryota, Fungi, Ascomycota, Sordariomycetes, Sordariales, Chaetomiaceae. The record is from RefSeq and is a predicted model, not a curated record. The transcript has a single exon.
AUGGCCAUCUACACAGGCGGCAAAAGCAAAGCAAUCUCCUCCCCCCGCCACCUCACCCUCCGGCACGCCCGGCGCAAAACCCGGCUCUCCAAAAUCGCCCGCGGCCUGCUCUCCGCCGCCGAAGACGACCAACCGGUCCUCAAACCCGGCGAAGAAAAGCUCAACUCCUUCUGGGCCCCCGGCCUCGAAGCCGGACCCAAGCACAUCAUCUCCGCCACGCAAACUAUCAAAUCCAACAACCAGCCGGAUUUAGUGCUCACGUCCGAGCAGGACUUUUACGUCGACGCGCCGCAGUUCUCCCUGCCUGAGGGCUCGGUGUACUCGGUUUUCCCGCCGUCGGGGUAUCCCGAGGAUGCGAAUAUCCUGCCGCAUGUUGUGCUCUCCGAUCCGCAUUUGCCGUGGGAGCGCCGGGGGAGUCCGAAGGAUGAUCAUCGUGGGGAUAAACGGAAUAAAGUGCCUUGGUUGAUGCUGUUUAGCUUUACCCAGGAGGAACUCAAGCUCGCGCCGGAUGCGUUCGGCGGGAGUACCGAGGUCAAGCAGACCCCCACGGGGGCAGUCAAUAUGACCGUUGGUGAUCUGUGGGAUAUCACUGGCAGUGCAGCAUCUGGCGUGACAACUCCUAUCACGAAGGAACUGGGGCCGGAGAAUAUCAAAGACGCCCGGGGUGAUUUUAUUUUUGUGAAGCCCGACCUGUUCAAGAGCAUGUUCUCGACUUUUGACGACAACAACACCCGGGUUGUCCCCGCGAGUCCAGACACGACCAAGUACAAGUACCUCGCCCACGUCCGUAACAUCAACACCACGGGUAUGGCCGAGGCGGGAAAAGAAGACGUGGGGAUCUUUUCCGUCGUCGUCGGCAGUCGCGCAGGUGUACUAGCCAACACCGCGCCGACGGCCGUAUCGGUGCAUCUCGUAUCCAUCGAAGGGGUCGAGGAGAUGACUUCCUGGGCAGACGACAAGAAAUAUAUCGCGCUCUGCUCGCUGCACAGCUGGAAUUACACCGUCAACCCCCCGGGUACUCUCAACGUGCACGACGCGUUCGUCCACCUCGGCGAGACGCUCGAUUUGCUGAGGGCACCAGACGCUAUUAUCAACCCGCUGUUACGUGCCAACGACAAAGUCAGCCAGCGCCUCGCCCAGCGUCUGCAAGACGGUUAUUCCCUCGUCAAAUACCGGGUUCAAACCGGGGAAAAAACCAUGGCGCUGUACCGGGGCCCGUUCACCCCCACCGUGGUCGCUCCACAGGGCGGGGGGUCGGCAGACGAUAGGGAGGUGAAUCUGCGGUGUUCGAAUUCGGGACAGGAUUUGCAGGUGCUGGAUCGGGAGGUGGGGCUGAUGGAUGUGAGUUAUUCGGUGGCGUGGCAGGUCGGGAGGAUGUUGGCGUUGGGGGACCAGGGGUUUGCGGCUGCGCUGGUGAGGCAUCGGGUGGCUAUUCAGGGGGGGGCGAUGAAGGCGGCUAAGGUUGAUGUUGUGAGGGGGGUGGCCGAUAAGACUUUCCGGACCCGGACGGAUUUGCUUGCGGAUUUGAAGGAGACAGCGGGGCAUUUGGGGAGGAUUCAUCUUGGUGAUGACAACGGUGAUGACAAUAACGAUGGUGAUGAUGGUGGUGACCCGCCCAGGUUCCUCCCCGGAUCCCCUCGGAAAAGAUGGCAUCGCCCGCGUCUGCCCAAGCACCAAUACCCCCCCCUCCACUUCAACGCCCCCGAUAUCAAAACCCGCUACCUCCACCACGCCACCAACAUAGCCCACCGUCUCGCCCAGUCCAAAUCCGGCCCCGGUACCAUCUACGACGAAACCAACGACCCCGUCUCCACCGACUGGAUGCAAAUCCUCGCCUGGAUCCUCGACCGCAUGUUCCUAUCCGGCAUCCCCUCCCACUACCUGCUUACCGACCCUUCCCAUCUGCCCACGGAGAGCCUUCGUUUCUUCUACAUCGACCCCAACUGGGUUGACGCUCUCAUCGAUGGAGCCCUCAGUUUGGGAAACCAUAUGGGUGAGGACCGGGAUCGGGUGGCCAUCAAGCAGGCUAUCAACACCUUUCUACAUCACGUCCCGGAGCAUCAGACGCAUGCGCCGCAGAUACCGACGUAUGGGUUUUAUCUGCGGUCGGAUUUGGUGACGAUGUUUCCCGACCUCAAAGUCUCCACCGAGCCAGAACCGCCCAAGGGGGUGUUGCCUGACAAAGCGCCGCUGUUACGGCAUGAGAUUGUUGCUGAUGGGGUGAUGCUCGGGUUGCUUGACCGGCUACCCGAUCCGAGCGUGACGUCUGAUUUCCAGGGGCUGUGCUUUACCCAACCGCCGCAUCAGCAAAGGUUUGCGGUCGGGUAUGAGCUGUCUGCCGAGAAGCUUAGUAUUGAUCUACGGCAUCAAUACACGGUUGACCAAGAAACGCGGGAAACAGACAAGUCCCGGCACAAACCGCUGGUCGAAUUCAGCACCACGCCAUCGGAUACCAAGAACUGGUUCACUUGGAGUUCGGAUCCUAGUGAUGAGACAAAAAAGAAUGACUUGCGGGUCGUGCGGCUGCCGUUUUAUGCCGAGGAGCAGACACGGAUUUUGAUGGAGAAGAUGGACAAGAAGUACUUUGAUGAUGACCAGCCGAAUGCGGCGUUGUUGGGGAUGCAGCUGAAUGAUGCGUUUUAUCGCCUGGUGGUGAGUGCCACGGAGCAGAGGGCCGCGGAGGCGUUUGAGAGGAUUCGGGAGGAUGGUCCGCCGAAGGUGAGGGCGCUGGGAAGGUUGGGGGUGCCGUAUAUCCGUCGAUCUUUGAGUGGUAAAGAUGGGGACGAGGGUGAGGACAACGAGCGUGGUGAUACUGGUGAUGGUGGUGGUGAGCUCGAGGAAGAACCCCAGCUGGAAGUGACUCCCCCCAACGCCCUCUUCCAACGCCACCCAACCUACCGCCCGCACCCCUCAACCCUCGCCCUCAACCGCUCUCCGCAUGUCCGCAACCUCCCCAUUCCCCUCUACGACCCCUCCGAGCACGGCCGUCUCCCACCCACCCGGACUCCCCCCAAUGAGCCCCCCAGCACAGUAUCCCUAGCCGCCCUAACCACCAAAGACAAAGGAGUGUCCGCCGACAAAACCGACCCCGCCGGUCCUCCCAUCUUCUCCUGCUACACCUUCACCUCGGGCUACGGCUCCGUCCAAACCAACGCCGACCCCCUCCCGCAGGACAUGAUCUUCUCCAUCCAAGCCACCAACACCGCCUCCUCCAACUACCAACUCAUCGAGUUCCAAAUCUGGGUUCCCCUCGGCACCGUCGACAACCCAGACAACCAUUGCCUCUUCCCCAGUUACUCCGGCCCGGGAGCGCGGAUGUUGAGUAAUCUACGGUUUAACGUCCUGCCGAUGUUGGCGGAUAUGCAGGGGGUGCCGUGUUUGGUGUUUCGGUUGUUGCCCAGGAGUGCGAGUGGGUGGACUUCUGUCAGGCCGGUGAGGGAGUUGAGCUUUUUGUUGUGUUUGGCUACGCCGAACGGGACGUAUGGUGGGGGGGCGAGCACGUUGGUUACGCUGUAUACGGCGGCGUAUUAUAAGUAUGUCGCGGAGAAGACGCCGGUGCAGGGGAAGUUUGUGGUGGCUUUGAAGAAGAAUGAGGAUGUUUAG